This is a messenger RNA of Cyclocybe aegerita, 888 nucleotides long. The record is from the annotation of a GenBank genome assembly. NCBI's taxonomy places the organism in Eukaryota, Fungi, Basidiomycota, Agaricomycetes, Agaricales, Hemipholiotaceae.
AUGGACCCAGGCGCCCGCGCAGCUACGACCACGAGCACUAAGCUCUUCAUUCCGCACCCUGUAGAUCCCAGUAUCACGAUUGUCGGAGUGUUGGAACAGCUUGCCCCGGGUGAGCACACGCGAGGGAGGAAGAUUGCAUUGAUCCUGCACGGCACGAUGGGGCACAAGGACUAUCUGUUUCAACGACGCCUUGCGCUGAAGCUGCCGCUUGAUUCGUUUAGAUUCGACUUUCGCGGCAAUCACGAAACGGGUGGCGUCUGGAAGCAAGGCGCGCUAGAAGAGGACCUCGAGGACUUGCAGGCUGUGGUCGAUUACCUGAAGGCGACGUACGGGUACGUCAUUGAGCUCGUCGUAGGGCACUCCCGCGGCGCCCUGGUCGCGUUCCGCUGGCUGGCGACGACGGAGGACGGACGCAAGGUGGCGGCGUUCGUGAACGCCUCCGGGCGGUAUAGAAUGGCUAAAAUUUACGAAUCGCCUGCUGUGAAGAUAUGGAAGGAGCACUUUGUUAAAGAGGGGCACUACAUCUGGAAUGUGACGGUUGCGCGAAAGCAGAUUUCAGCCAAGAUCACCCCCGAGGACGUGCAAGAUUUCGCGAGGUGGGAUACGACGUUCGUGUGGGACCGGUUCCCUCCUGGGAUGGACGUCCUGACGCUGCACGGCCUGGCUGAUAAGACCGUACCUCCGUACGACGCACUGAUCUACGCCGAAGCGCUCGGCGCUCGUUCACCCGGCACGCACACAUUGCACUUAAUGGAGGACGCCGAUCAUAAUUUCACCGGGCGCCAGGACGAUGUCGUCGAUGCCGUCCUGCACUGGUGGGACGUGCGCCGACGGGGCGAGCUGAAGACCGGGAUAUGGGUGCCUGCUAGCAUCAAGGGCAAGCUAUAA